Messenger RNA from Syngnathus typhle (broad-nosed pipefish), 6560 nucleotides. It is a transcript of the gene hipk3a, whose product is annotated as homeodomain interacting protein kinase 3a. Gene Ontology annotation, biological process: peptidyl-threonine phosphorylation; peptidyl-serine phosphorylation. The record is from RefSeq and is a predicted model, not a curated record. Bases 380 to 4318 code for a protein of 1312 amino acids. Gene Ontology annotation, cellular component: nucleus; PML body; cytoplasm. Gene Ontology annotation, molecular function: protein serine/threonine kinase activity; protein tyrosine kinase activity; ATP binding. Lineage: Eukaryota; Metazoa; Chordata; Actinopteri; Syngnathiformes; Syngnathidae. The transcript has 18 exons.
ACCCGACAUUCCACACAUGCGAGGAAGCAACAGCUAGCAGCAGCAGCAGCCUCUACGUGUGUGUCAGCCACAAGGCGUAUUAUUAUGCAGAAGUUUAGAAAGGCCGAUUUUUCGCCCUGAGUAGACCUAAAAGCAACAUUCGACGAAACGCGGGCCGUAUCUAGAAAUCACAGGUCAUGGCCGGCCCUGGUAACUACUAGUUAUUAGUUUUUAUUUGGAGCUUGAAAUGUGCAAAAAGUCAGUGAGCGGUUCUCGACGUCGAACAAGAUGGCAGUAGUAGCAGCAGCAACACCGAUGCAGGGUUUGACGGUGGCGUUGCUUCUCGCUGCGAGCCUCUUUUACGCGAUGACUUAUUCGGUAUACGGGUCUUACUGAAGGUAUGGCCUCACAUGUCUUGAUUCAGCCAUCACACUUGCACUCAGCUCAAACAAGUGCCUUAGGAACCAGUAACAGCAAACACACAGGGGAAGCCCAUCACAGUAAUAACGCCACCAAAGCCUUUCCCAUAUCACCUCCACCUAGAACCUAUGUGAUCGGAGUCAACUACGGAAUUGCCCACCCGAACAACGUAUUCCCAUCAACAGUUGAUGACUUGGAAAGACUGCACUGGGCAACAACAAUUGAAGAGAGUGAGGAGAGGAGGCCUCACCUAUUGGGAUCGCAAACUGUAGAGAGGAGAGAAGAAAGCCUUGUUGGAAGCAAAGCUCAGGGGUCUCAUUGUGGGAACAAAGGUCCUCAGGAAAAGAGGCUAUUUGAAGAAGAAAGGGGCACAAGCGAAGGAGGCGCUGGACGUGUCAACCUAGACUCAGGUGUGAGCCAGAGAUGCAAACAGAAGAGAGGUGAAGUUAUACAACCGCGGCAGGAUAACAGCUCUGUUGGAACCAUGCAGAUAGUGGAGGAGGCAUCAGAGCUACCUUCACUGCCGGCUCCUACUAUAAUGUUGCAAACGGGGAAUCAUAAUGUUGCUAAAGGAGCAAGUAAGGGGGCACUGCCUUCUCAAGACAAGGUUGGAGAAUCGGUUGGCAUUGGGAAUGAAUCCAGUGGGAAAAAAAUCAGGUCUAACGUCACUACUGGGGCGAUGGCUCCCACAAACCGAUCAGGAACAGGAGAUGGUGACUAUCAGUUAGUUCAGCAUGAGGUUCUCUGCUCAGCGAAACACAGCUAUGAAGUGUUGGAUUUCCUCGGACGUGGCACCUUCGGUCAGGUGGUGAAGUGCUGGAAGAGGGGAACGAACGAAGUGGUGGCUGUCAAAAUACUGAAGAACCACCCGUCGUAUGCACGUCAGGGACAGAUUGAGGUGGAGAUCCUUGCUCGGUUGAGCAGUGAGAACGCAGAUGAGCACAAUGUGGUGCGCGCACUCGAGUGCUUUCAGCACCGCAAUCACACCUGUCUGGUGUUUGAGAUGCUCGAACAAAACCUGUAUGACUUCCUUAAGCAGAACAAGUUCAGCCCACUACCACUCAAAAUCAUCAGGCCUAUAUUGCUGCAGGUAGCAACAGCGUUAAAGAAACUGAAAUCCCUGGGUUUGAUUCAUGCUGACCUGAAGCCUGAGAACAUCAUGCUCAUAGACCCAUCCAGGCAGCCAUACAGAGUUAAGGUUAUUGACUUUGGGUCCGCCAGCCACACCUCAAAGGCAGUCUGCUCAACCUACCUGCAGUCCAGAUACUACAGAGCUCCAGAGAUUAUUUUGGGCCUGCCAUUUUGUGAGGCUAUUGAUAUGUGGUCAUUGGGAUGUGUUAUAGCAGAGCUAUUCUUGGGCUGGCCACUCUACCCCGGUGCUUUGGAAUACGAUCAGAUCCGCUACAUCUCUCAAACCCAAGGCCUACCUGCAGAACACCUGCUCAACAAAGGCACCAAGACGACUCGUUUCUUCCGUAAAGAAUCAGAAUCGCCUUACCCUUCGUGGAGACUUAAAACAACAGAAGAGCAUGAGAAAGAGACUGGACUUAAAUCCAAAGAAGCCAGAAAAUACAUCUUCAGCUGUCUAGAUGACAUUGCACACGUGAACUUUGUGUUGAGUCCUGACACCAGUGACAUGCAGGCAGAGAAAACCGACAGGAAAGAGUUUGUCUCUCUACUGAAAAGCAUGCUCCUGAUAGAUGCAGAGGACAGAACUGUUCCCUCCAAUGUCCUCAAUCACCCAUUCCUCACCAUGACUCAUCUGUUGGACCAGCCGCAUAGUAACCAUGUGCAGUCGUCUUUUCGCAUCAUGGACAUGUGCCACGGCCGCCCUAACAGUACAGUUUUUGAUGCGCUCAACCAGAACACCAUCCAUUUCUCCAGACCACCUGUUGGUCCCACUACUUCCUCUGGUCUCCCUCUAGCCUACAACAACAUACCAGUUCACACUCAGCAUAUUACGCAAUCAGCUCCUUCAGUGCUGCAUCCAGGGAUUGCUCUAACAGCAAGAAAUGCUCAGUUUGGAUGCAACGACUCCUUCCCUCCCAUUCUCCUUUGUCCAGCCAGCAUUCAAGGUAACCAUAACCAGUCAGUCAGGUACUCAGUUCCCAUGGUACCCCAGGCUCCCCCUCUUCAGGCUCUCCAAGUGAGGCCUAGUGUAAUGACACAGCCAGCCUGGUCUAACAGGGGUCAGCAGCUCCUGGUACAAGCAGCCUGGCCACAGAUGACUGCCGUCGGUGUGCCCUCGACUCACCCUGUCCCAGCACCACCAACAGCUUCCCUUACCAAUGACACUACAGUUUGCGGCCCAAGAAUCAGCGAGUGGGGGAAAGUGCGUUAUAGUACCUUGAUGCAACAGCCUCUGCUGACCAAUCACAUGCCAGCUGUCUCUGCGGAUCAGCCUCUCAACAUCGGCGUCGCGCAUGUUGUGUGGCCUCAGUCGGCUAAUAAAAGAAACAGGCAGCAGCAUCACAACAGGAACCUGUGCCACCCAAUUAACUACACAUCUCACUGUCGAUCGCCCAAAAUGGCCAAUGUUGUUGGUCAGGCCGUGUUAGGAAUCAGUAAAUCUCAGAGGGAGGUCCCUCUGGUGGAAACACAGCAGCAAACGCAUCUGAAUUUGGAUGAGGAUGAUUCACAAGAGGGGGUGAGCUGCGUCAAGGAGGAUGAACCCAACAAAGAAUUGCGGCGAGAUGUCGCUCAUCUCAUGGGUGACACACCAAGCCCGACGCCCAGUGCAAUCAGCAUCCACAGUGAACCAAUAGAUGGUGAAGAAGUAGAAGAAGACAAACCACAACUCUGCUGUCUAAGAGGAUGUAAAGAGGAUUGUGUAUGUGAGGUAUGCAGAAACACCAGUGUGACUAUGGAGAGAGUGUGUUCCCUUAGCAGUCCUGACAGUAGCCUCAGCACCAGUUCGUUUGCAUCCAACUCUUUGCCCUCCAGCCCAUCUGCAUCACCCCGCAAAAGACUCAACAGUAUGUCUGAAGAUGAUGGUCACGAGAGUGGCUGUGAAACUGUAGAAGGCUCCCCUGCAUCCAACACUUCAACAUCCCCCCGUGGCAGCAGUCCCUAUUGUUUUCUUGACAACAGUAACCACAACAGCCGCCCAACUUUUGAUGCUGUGCCACGAUUGCCUUCCCCUGCAGUCCAGGGUAGGAGUCCUCGAGAGCUCAGGACUAUGGUGGUUCCACCAAUGAGAGUCCAAAAUAACAACACUCAAAGAGCACAGGAGCGUUUCCACAGAACUGUGUCAGAGUCGUGGUCCCGAUCCAAAGGGCGCUGCAACAUUACUGGACAGCGGCGCAAUCCCUCCUCCAUCCCCUUCCUCCAAUCAGCGCCGCUUAUGUCGUGGCAACAAAAACUGCAGCAGCACCCACUGAGCCUUCGACAGGUCCAGCCAUUUGUUUCAAACCACAACAUCAAAGAGUGGAACGGCAACUAUGGUCCACUGCGACCUCACGCGUUUAUCCCCCCAACUAUCCACACACACAGCUUCCCCCACCCGCCUCACAGCAGCCCCAAGCACAAGUUAGGCGCCCCCCCCACACACACCCUGUUAUCUUACCCUCCUGGCGGACCCCUUACCGCAGCCCCCCACCCUAUGUUGGCCUCUCAUCCCGCUCCUCUCCUUCAACACGGCUACAGCCUCUCCCACGCCCAAGGGGGCGCUAUAGUUCACCAGGUGACCAUGGGCCUCGGCAGCCACUCCCAGCAUCCUGGCUAUCACAGGCUCCUCCCCUCGCCAACAGUCCACCCAAAUCAACCACCCGGCUAUGUCCACCACCCCCACCAGUUCAAGCCCGCCUUCCCCCCACCACUGCCCCCUUCUCACCCAUUUAUGGCUUCGCCAGCCGCCUACACAGGCUUCCCUCUGAGUCCUACCAAACUCAGCCACCACCCUCAGUUCUCUUAUAUUUGAGGAAACAAAUAGGGCCGCAGCACCAGCAAUGGGUCACCCCAUGGGUCUCAAAGGCCAAGGGCAAGUAGAGCUUGCAGUAGAGCACAAAAUAAACCCUUGUGAUGAGGAGAGGUGAACAAGCUAUCUAUUUGGCAAGAUGGCGAAAUAAUGUUCAAUUUGUUUUUGGAGGAGAGUUAAAUUCACUGCUUCUCUAAUCUGAAGGUUAGUCAUUGUAUUCACUUGUUGCGCUCGGAAAGAUUUCCUGUAAAAUCAUAUCUGUUAGCGGAUGAAUCAUGUCAGGCUUUAUUGCGAGAGCGUGAGACAAAACAUAUUAACAAAAAUUAAGGCUGUGUCCUUUGCACAUAAUCAUGUUUUCUUUGAGAAUCUGUCACUCGGCUACUUUUAGUUUUCAUCUGUUGCCUUGUAGCGUGUGCACACCACUCGCAUCUGUCAAAGCCAUGCUUGGAUUGAAGGCGCUCUUUGGGUGCUGCGAGUGCCUUAACUGCUAGCAGAGUCCAAGAUGUCACAUCAGGAGUGUGGGCUUUUCUUUUUUUUCUUUUUUUUUUGAUAAAUAGGAGGAGUCUUGUUUAAAUAUUGUUUUAAGUUCUGUUUGCUUGCUAACUCAGAGUAUGGUUUUACUUAAGAUACAGGCUGCACAUUUAGGGCUUUGACUGAAUGAUUUUUUUUUAUGUGUACAAAGAGUGAUUUGAUAUUUUGAUAAUCAAUUUCUACUCACUUAUAGUACUUAAUUCAUAACAGUAUUGUCACUGUUGACUAUAACUGCAAUACAAUCUAGAUAAGCCUCUGGGUUGCUAUGUGUGUUUGUUUUUCCCCAUGAGUUUGAUUUGCUGUUUUAGAUGUUUGGGAGUGGGAGACCUUAAAGAGAAUUUUUCUUUUUUUAAAAAGCUUCAGUGUUUGAAAUACAAAAUCAAGUAAUUUACAGUAUCCUUGCUGAGAUGUUAAAGGUAUAUCAGUACAUGUUUUUAACCUUCAACCUGUCCUAGGUUGAAGCCUGUCAGUUUUGUUACAUUCCUUCAGGGUGGAGUAUGUCUAGCCUUGCUAUUCUUUUGAUGGUUUCUUUGUUUUUUGUUUUGUGUGGAGUAGUGUUCAGCUGGUCUUUUAAGGCAGUCAGCACCAAAGACAUUGUUCAUCAAUCAUGUAUCGGAGGCACAGUUAAUGUUCUUUGCUCUUUCACCUCCAGCAAAUUGUUGCAGUUUGACGUUGAAUUAAAUAUUGUCAGAGAUCUAUUUUAGAAAUAAGGUUGAGGUUUUAUUUUUCUGAACUCUAUUUGGCAAAUUGCAUUUGGAAUGUAUAGAUAUUAAGCUGCUAUGUACUGAUUAUCUGCCACUUUGUAGCUGUGAAUUUAGAAGAUUAAUCUCAUUUAAGCCUGCAAUUUUCUCUGUAUUGUAGUUCUGGUGACUAGAAGUGGCUUUUACUUUGAUCAUAGAGGAUAAAUGCUCUCCCACAUACAUAUAGUGCCUCUUGUAUACCAGGUAUAAUGUUUUGAAGUGAUUUGUAAACUGCUGUAAUAGUUGAGCUUUUCUUUUUUUUGUUGUUGUUGUUUUGUGUGUGUGUGUGUGUAUGUGUGGGCCUUUUAGCAUCAGUAUUUCCUCUUGAAAUGUAGGCUUAGAUGAACUCUUUGCGUAACCAGUGUGGUGUUGACUUAUUUUUAUUGUCGUUUGUUUUGUGACUUGGCUUUUUCCUUAUCGGGCUGUAUUUGCGAUUCUUUGUACUGUACGACUAGUGCCUUUUCCCAGACGGGCUGACAGCGGAUGUCUCGUUGAUAUCAUGCAAAUGCGUGUACUAGUUCCUUCUUAGAGGACAUACCCCUAACUCUGACAUCACAGACAGUUUGAAAACAAUAUUUUUUACUCAGUAUCCUAAGAAACUACAAGUCAGGGCAUGUUUAUUGCGCUCAUCAAGAUCACUGCACAGUACUCACAAGCGUAGGACCUGAAUUUAGACAAACGCAAAGCUUUACUGUCACACCUGAAUGUAUUUGCGGAAACAGCGAAAUCUGUCGGAUAAUAAGAUACCUGAUCAAUGUGUGUGAUCAGAACAUAGAUGGUUCUUGUAUGCAGCUUUUAUCAUAGGUAGGCCUCGUGUUUUGUCAGGGGUUCUUCUAAAAUGCUUUAUCCAUGUAUCAAAGUUGAAGUUGCCCUCAUCUAUUUAUUGUAAUUGUUUUGUUCUGUUGCCUGUAUAAAAUGUACUUUAAUUUGCUACUGUGUUACCAAUCCCAAAUCAAAUGAGUGAUUUAACAGUU